This is a messenger RNA of Dreissena polymorpha, 821 nucleotides long. RefSeq lists its product as uncharacterized. The coding region runs from base 54 to 506 and encodes 150 amino acids. NCBI's taxonomy places the organism in Eukaryota, Metazoa, Mollusca, Bivalvia, Myida, Dreissenidae. The record is from RefSeq and is a predicted model, not a curated record. The transcript is spliced from 2 exons.
ACGUCAUCGACCGGCUGCAUCAGAACGCCACGCGUCACUUGCUCAACGACAAUAUGACGUCACUCGCUGGCGACGACGCCGUCAUGGACAGCGUCCACAGCCCGUACCAGUGGAGGAUUCAGAUCAUCAGAUGCAUCAGCUGGCACGAGGCGCUGCAGAGCGUGUGGCGGAAGUUGCAACUAAGAGGCUUAGUGGAAUUCAGACAUCCUUUCCCGCUGGACGAAACAUCAUCGCGACGAACCACAGCCGCCGAUUUCAUCGCAUUGGCCAACCAAGCGCGACGGGACUCAGACCCCGGAAAACUUCGGGCUCAAAAGGAGCACGUGCUUACCGAGAUGUAUAGGAGCGUGCCCUUGGAUGUUCUCGAGGAUAUAAGGACAACAUUUCAGGCGGAUUUUGAGAUGUUCGAGUACGAUUCAAGCCCGACCGAGAUUUUCGAACGUUCGUCCGCCUUUUCUGUCAAGAAUGUGCUUGAUUUUCGGACGCAAAAUAUCACAAUUCCUUGACUACGCAGUUAUUCAUAAUUGUGUUCGUCUUGCUCGUUCUUAAUGGCGUUGAACUUAAACUAUUAUUGUAUUUUCUAUUUUAUUUGAAAAGCUGUGUACCUUAUUUAAAAAAAAAAAAUUACUGACUAUUUCAUCGCAUGUAUUUAGUUCAUUUUUACGAAAAAGUAUAGCUAAUGAAUAUUGCGAUAGUGCGAUCAACUGUAAUCGCCCGGUAGUCAAAAAAUGUUCGAACUGCCGGAAUAAUUACGCAUUAUGUAUGCCUUAGCGCCUUCGUACUUUUCCUUGUUUGUAUAAAUAUUUAAAACUGUUCAAAAU